AUGUCUCUACACCUCUCAUCACGUCAGUGGAAGGCGCUGGCAGCGAUAUAUCAUCUCUACGCGGGGAAGGAGAAAAAUGAGGAUGCCGCACCUUUUGCAGGGGCAAAGGGAAUAAACGGUGAUAGUGAAGUGAGUAAAAUACAAAGAGAAAAGAAUGAAACAGCAUCUUUACAAUGGGUACAAGGAGUUCUUCCUCUUUUACUGCGUGCGUUUCCCGAUGAUAGUCUUGCAGAAUUAAAUGAAUCUGUAAAGCAAAAACAGUAUAGUGGGAAUGAGAAUGAAAAUAAUAAUAAUAAUAAUAAUAAUAAUAAUAAUAAUAAUAAUAAUAAUAAUAAUAAUAAUGAUAAGCGUAGUUUGAACAGGAAACGACGGCGUUCGGAUCAACGAGAUAGUGUAGUGGAUAGGUGGCGAAAGUUAAUUCCAACCAAAAUGGAUGACUUCUUCACUGCUGUGCUGUCAUCUGGGGAAGAGGAUGAAAAUCCACUAUUGUUGACAAGGAAUGAACUUUGCCUUUUGCGAUUACUUAAUAAGGAACAACGUUGGUCAGAUUACUGUUACCAACAAUGUGCAUCCCUAAAGGAAGAGAUGCGGCAUACAGGAGAGAGACUCUUACAAUAUUCUUCAGAGUCCAAUGACCAUAAGGUUGUUAAUGGCAAUAUGAGUACUUCCAUCUUUUCUUCCACAAGGGAAGGGAAGGAACACCACCAAACAUCAUCACCGAAAACUAAAGGACAGAUCGAUAGUAACGGUAAUUAUAAACAAAAUAAUAAUAAUAAUAAAAAUAAUAAUAAGAAUCAACAGAAUGUUGUGGUUAAUUUAUUGGAUGAUGAGGAGGUGACCGAUAUGGAAUCCCCUCGACAUUUUGACACCACACGAAAAAAAGAGACUACCCCAAACAAAUCCAACAAACUCCCAUCCCCACCCGCCUCAUCAACAGCCAUUACAGAAACAGACGAUAUUCCAGUAGAUCCCAGCCCCAACGAGGGGGAAUCACUCUUCGAUCUCAUCUGCGUUCAGUGUGGAGCGGAGGGCGGCGAUCUCUUUCGCUGCAAUCGAUGUAAAAAACUCCGCCACGAGGCCUGCGGUGGCCCGAGAGUGGACUCCUCUACAGGUGUCUGCAGUGAUUGUUGUGCGUUGUUGGGUCUCACACCGAGCAGCUGCAGUCUUCGCUCCUCCACCUCCACAGAAGAGCGUGCAGAGCUUGGCGAGGAUGACAGUGAUGCGAGUGAGGAUGAGGACACAAGUCUUUCAGGCUUUAUUGUGCGAUCUUCAGAGGAGUCAGAGAGUGCAGCAUCAUCAUCAUCGUCAGCAUCAUCGUUAUCGUCAGAGUCAAUAGUGGAAGAGAAAAAACCUUCUAAGCGUGGGCGGCGCCACCGUCGUUAA
Molecule: messenger RNA, 1383 nt
Organism: Trypanosoma theileri
Lineage: Eukaryota; Euglenozoa; Kinetoplastea; Trypanosomatida; Trypanosomatidae
Exons: 1
Coding region: 1-1383 (460 amino acids)
Source: RefSeq, a predicted model, not a curated record